CAAGCGACACGAGUCUCACGCUUCUUUACCCCACUCCGCUCCGCUCCGCUGCAGUCCACACGCGUCCCGGCCGCGUCCGGCUCCACAUCAUCUCAUCUCGCACCCGCGCAGGCGCGCCCGGCGAGCCGUCCGAUCGAGCUCGGGCGGCCGGGAUCCCGCUCCUUGCCACAUGGUCCGCGGCCAUGCCGCCCCUCUCCUCCUCGUCGUCGCCGGCGGCGCCGGCGGCGAUCCGCCGCGCCUCCCCGUCGUGCCGCCCCGUCACUCGUAUGCUGUUCAGGCAGAAGCUGAGCUUCCUGGUGGCUUUUCAGGCUCAACAUGCGAAAUGUGCUCCUCAUUUGAUCAAACCGGUUGCAAAAGAAAUUAGGGCAAAUAUCACUGAUGGUGACAAUGGGGCAACUGAGCCAGCUAGGGAAUUAUUGGAGCGGCUGUUUGCGAAGACGCAAAGUCUAGAUACCAGUGCUUCUCAGGAUAGUGAGCUGAGCAUGAGCAUUGAUGUCCUCAAGUCUGAAUUUGAGGCUGCCUUGUCAACCCUGAGGAAGAAAGAGAGGGACCUUCAAGAUGCGGAGAGUAGGGUUUUUGAUGAUCAGGUACGGCUGAACCGUGCGAAGAAGGACCUUGAUCAGAGGGAGAGGGAGAUCAAUAAAGCAUAUGCAAGGCAACAGGAGAUGGAGAAAUCACUGGCGAAGGCAAGUAGUGAUCUGAUUUUACAAGUGAGGCAGAUCAAUAACCUAAAGCUUCUAGUAGAUGAGCAAGACAAGAAAAUUGCCAGUUCUCAAGAAUUGCUUUCUCAGAAGGUAAUUGAAGUGGACAAGCUCAAGGAAAAUAUGUUGAAGAAGAACAAAGAAGCAGCCUUGAUGCGUUUGGAGAUCAAGUCCAAGGAACAGCUGCUUCUUGAAGCUAACCAGGCUGCUGCGCAGCAAGAAACAACGAUUAAGGAGCUUCGUAAUGAAAUCAAAAGAAAAGAAGUUGAUUUUGCCAGAUCGAAUGGAUUGAGAAAAGCUAAUGAACAGAAACUGAAAAUUGCUGAACAAGAACUUGAGAAGCAGAAUUUAGGAUGGUUAGCAGCACAGAAAGAGUUGAAGGAAGUGGCACAACUAGCAUGCAAGGAUAUGUACAAUAUCAAGGGUACUAUCAGUGAUUUCAGACGCGUGAGAUCUCUGCUGGAUGCUGUACGCUCUGAACUAAUUGCUUCAAAAGAGGCUUUUUCCUCCUCUCGUAAACAGAUAGAAGAUCAAGCAGCGCAGAUGCAGAAGCAAGCCCAAGAACUCACCGACCAAAGGCUAUUGCUGCUGUCUUAUAACAAGAACUUGGAAGCUACUCAGUUGGAGAUUCAAAGCAAGGCAACACAACUCAAUGCUGCACAGUCUCGCUGUCAUGAACUUGAAUCACUCUUACUUCAGGAAAAUGAGAAGGUUGAGUCUCUGGAAGCCAUGUUGACAAAAGAAAGAGACAGCUUAGAAGAGAAAACUGAAGAAGUUGAGUUGCUUCAAAAGGAGCUCGUUCAGAAGGAAAAUGAGCACAGAAAUUCGUUAAAGCUUGUUGAAAUAAAAGAAGCUGAGUUGUUAGAAGCCCGAAAUGAAGUCCAAAGUAUGAAAUCAAAGGUGGAAUCUAUUCAAAUAGCUGUUCAGGAGAAGGAUUCAGAGCUUUCUGAGACGCAACGCAGACUAGCUGAAGUGAACAGUGAAGUUGUCGAGCUUCAGCAGCUGCUAAAUAACAAAGAGGAUCAACUUGUUCAGGUUAGAACCGAAUUACAGGAUAAAGAACAACACAUACAGACACUGCAGAAUGAACUGGAUAGCAUGAGAUUCAGUUGCUCACAAGCUGAAUCUGUGGUGCAAAAGAUAGCUGAGCUCACUGGCAAUCUUGUUGGUUCAUUAGAAAGCGAAGACAUGGACAUUUAUGCAUUGCUGGAUGAUGAAAUUUCAAGCACAGGUACGGCCCUCAAGUCCAAUUUGCAUAAGCAUAAUCAACUAGAGGCUGACAUAGAGAUGUUGAAAGAAUCCUUGCACCAGAAGGACAUGAACUUAAGAUCUGAGCAUAAAGCGCUCAAUGUGAAAGAUCAAGAGCUGAAAGCAGUAAUGAGAAGGCGGAAUGUGAUGGACAAGGAACUAGAUAAGUUGGAAGAGUUGCCGAAAGAUCCCAGUGACAUCAAGAGACCCUCUGAUCUUUCCAAUGAGGCAAUGCGAGAGGGCAUUGCGGGAGAGAAGCUUAAAACUGAAGCUGCAGGGGUGGAGGCAGAGGCACUUGCUGCGACUGCUACUGCUACGUUGAAGAAACUUGCAGACGUGGCUAAGGGAUUCCUGAGAAGUGGCAAAACUGAUUCUGGUAUGGGUUUGGUUGCAUCUCCAAGUGUAAACAGAAAUAAAGGUUAUUCCAAGAUUGAAGCAAACAAGGAAAUGGGUGUGAUUCUUGAUGCUGAAAAAGAAAUUGCCGGGCUCUUUUCAUUGACAGAACAGCUCAUUACCGAGGCUGGAAUAGACUGUGUUCACCAAGCGUAGCUUCAGAACCAGAAUAGGCAACCAAUUGCAGUUUUGCAACAUCUAGAUAGUAAACUGUAAAAGUUUAACUGAUUGAAGCUUUCAUUUCUUCGUUGGGUGAUUGGGUCUCGUCCUCCUGUUUGCUGUUGGGUACUUGGGUUCCUCUGCACCUGGGGACGAAAGGGAGACACCGAGACAUCAAUGUUGAUAUAUACCAGUUGUUUACAUGAUAUACUGCAGCUGCUGAAAUCCUGAAAAAUGUCUGUCACUCUGUUGUACUAGACAAUCAAGUUCCUGGACAAAGAUUUGGAACAGGAGAAAAGGCUCAAUUUCUGGGAGAAGAUUUGCAACCUGCUCUAGAAGGCAAUAAAGAUCUGCAACCUGCUGUAGACAAGUGGGGCAGUUGCCCAAUUUUGAUGCAAUGGAAAGCUUUAUACAGGGUUGUAAAUGUUAGUUAUACUGAAAAUUAUGGUGAGCUAUGUAGUAACUUGUAAGGAUGUUUUGGUGCAACCUUUUUGAAGGAUCAUUUUCUGAAA
Molecule: messenger RNA, 3013 nt
Organism: Oryza brachyantha (malo sina)
Lineage: Eukaryota; Viridiplantae; Streptophyta; Magnoliopsida; Poales; Poaceae
Product: myosin heavy chain, clone 203
Exons: 3
Coding region: 183-2498 (771 amino acids)
Source: RefSeq, a predicted model, not a curated record